Molecule: messenger RNA, 501 nt
Organism: Aspergillus fischeri NRRL 181
Lineage: Eukaryota; Fungi; Ascomycota; Eurotiomycetes; Eurotiales; Aspergillaceae
Exons: 1
Coding region: 1-501 (166 amino acids)
Source: RefSeq, a predicted model, not a curated record
AUGAACAACUUCAACAACGCACCAAACUACAACCCAAACAGCCUACCCACCCUCAACAACGGUAUGGACCAGACCUUCUACACCAACAUGGACCACACCAUGCAUAACACACCCAAUCUAGGAAUGAAUUACCUGACCGCAACCCCUCCCACAAACACCAACCACACGGCCAUCAACCACCCCCUCUACACUUCCUUCAACUACUGCAUGGUCUUCUCCAACCUCCCCGACCAGCCCUGGCCAUCCUACAACCUCCUCCAACAAUGCCUCGACAAGGUUCGCGCCCGCGACGCAAAAGUCUACUCCUCCAUCGACGCGAUCCAGCGCUACGACGGCGCCAAAACGGGGGAUUUGAUUCUCGCGUUUACGGCUGCGGCCGCGACGGAUGGGGUUAUCUGGACGAGUGCCGAGGGGGUGAUUCUCCAUCAGAUGAGGUAUUGGGAUAGGGAUCGGAGGAUGGAAGGGUGGGCGCUUGUGGGGGAGUUUGGGCUUGCGCGGUGA